AUGACAGUAUCAGACUUGGUAUCUAUUGCAGUCAUUUACAGAAAUGACCAGAAGCAGCAGGUCAGGAGGCCAGUGACCAGUUCAUCUCAAAGACUGGCUGAAGGUGGUUUCUGGCACAGGUUUCCCAGAAGAGCUGUGGAUAACCCCAUCCGUGGAAGUGUUCAAUGUGAGAAAAUUUUUACAUAUUUCACAUUUGCCAACACCUCCCCCUCGCCAUUCCCUCACGCGACUUUACCGCGCGCGGGCGCAGUCGCGAGGCGCUUCCACACCCCUCCCCACCCCCCGCCGUUUCCCGACAGGCCCCGCGGCGGGAGCGCCGGGCCGCAGCGUCGCGCCGCCCGCCGCCCUCGGGUUCCUGCGGUCCCGCCGGGCGCUUCUCCCGCCAUGCGCCACAGCCUCACGCAGCUGUUGGCGGCCUCGGCCGGCGGGGCCAGCCCCUCGGGCGCCGUCUGGCCGCUGGCCGGAGCGGGGCAGGCCCCGAGAGGGCGGGAUGGCGGCGGGGAAGGGGACCCGGGCCCCGCGCGGCCCAAACCGCAGCCGCCGCCGCGGCGGGAGCCCCCGGGCGCCCCGGAACCUCGGCGACAGGAGAAGGAGGUCGAGGCACCCGGCGGCCCGCUGGAGGUGUGGGAGCAAGAGGACUGGUUCCCGGGACUGGAGCUGGGAGACCUGCUGGAGGCGGCCCGGCCGGACUGGGACCUGGACGCGGAGCUGAGCGGCUGUUUCUGUGGGGACCCGGAGCCGCUGCCCGCGCCGGGCCAGGGCCCGCGGCCGGCGGCGCCCGGGCGGAGGAGCGGCGGGGCCGGGAGUCGGCUGAAGGCGGCGGCGGCGGCGCGGUUGAACCGGCUGAAGAAGAAGCAGUACGUGCUGGGGCUGGAGAGCCGCCUGCAGGGCCUGGCUGCCGAGAAUCGGCAGCUGCGGGACCGCAACCGCGGCCUGAGCCGCCGCCUGCGAGAGCUGGAGAGGGAGAGCAGCUACCUGCGGGCUGUGUUGGCGAACCAGAGCGCCCUGGGGCAGCUCCUGAGCCGCCUGGCCGGCACCCGGGCCGGCGGGCUGCAGCUCAGCACCAGCCUCUUCAGGGACACUGGCAGCCCCCGCCGCCAGCACCAGCAUCUCCAGCCCGCCGGCGAGAGCAGCGACCACGACUACGCUCUGCCCAGCUCCCGGCCCCGCGGCCUGGAGGAGGCGGCGGCGGUGACUGAGACGGAGGAGGAGUGGGCGGCCCCCGGCGGGAUCUGCCUGCACGUGGACCGGGAUCAGGUGUCGGUGGAGUUCUGCUCCAUCUGUGCUCGGCGGGCAGCGGCCUCCUUCAAAAUUUUCUCUUUUAGGUGGUUGCCCUGCCAGGCUCCGUUGUGUAGGGGUUAAAGAACAGUCGUUUUCCACCUCGCAACCUGUGGAUUCAGCUGUGUUGGGGCAGAAGAGACGGGACCAGCUGCUGGCCACAUUUCCUGCUUUAUUUUAAAAGGUAGUAUAAGAAAUGAGAAUAAAGAGGUAACAGGGCUUUUGCUGUCUUUGGUUAAAAAAAAAAAAAAAGUUGAAUGCUGGGAUUAUUUACUGUCAUUCAAGAUGUUUUUUUCUUAAAAGGCAGUAUUCUAUCAAACAGGUUUUACUCCACUGUAUGCAGAAUUCCAUCUGUUCAGGGGAUAUUGCCAGCAUGAAAGAGACUUAGUGGGAUAUGUGUGACCUUACACUUCUGUGGUGGCAUCAACAGGGCUGUACAAAAUUUCAGUCUUUACUUGGGUAACUGCUGUAACUGAUGGGUUAUACCAGUGCACAGGAGUCAGAAUUAACCACCAGGACCUGCACUGACUGGUAUGCAAAAUGGAAAUAAUUUAGAUUCCACCUGCCUAGCUCAGACUUCAUGAACGUGCUUUAUUUUGCAGUUUAUCGUGCUUGAGGAAGAGAGAAACACUAAUGUAGCAAGCAUGGGAUGUUCCAGUGGCAUUUUUACGGUUACUUCAGUGUAGGAGUGUUUUUUAAGUUAAUUUAAAUAUGCAUUCUUUCUUGUUGCAUCACUGCUGAAUGGCAGGGUCAGGGACAGUUCUUCUGGCCUCUGCUGUGAACCUGCACAAUGCUCUGUCGUGACACAACCCGUGGCUGUGUCUGAGAGCAGCUGAUUUUCUGACAUGCAAAAUGAUGUAUUGUGGUACAAGAACAAGGUCAAGUCCCAAGAAAGUCAGUGGCUGCAGGCAUUUCUAGUGCCUACUGAAUCAUAUUUAAACCAAAUAGAAGGGAGGAAGUUAUUUGAAACUCUAACCAACUGUACUAUCUGUAUGGUGUAUUAUUAAUGUAGCUUUUUGAAUUGAAAGCCUUGAAAUGACGUAACUUAAUACUUGAAAAUAUAUUGUAAAUGUUUCUUUGUAAUCAUGUGCCAUUCAGAUAAGAAUACAAUACCAUAAUAAAAUCAGACUUGUUGAUCUUUCA
Molecule: messenger RNA, 2421 nt
Organism: Pseudopodoces humilis (Tibetan ground-tit)
Lineage: Eukaryota; Metazoa; Chordata; Aves; Passeriformes; Paridae
Gene: CREBZF
Product: CREB/ATF bZIP transcription factor
Source: RefSeq, a predicted model, not a curated record